AUGGCGUCGACGGCCGUGGCGGACGCGAACGGCGGGGGAUUCGGGGUCGGGGCCGCCGGAGUGGGGCAGGUCCUCGACGGCUCCAACCCGGCCAUCGUCCGGCUCCGGCAGCUCGUCGACGGGCCCCAGUCCUCAGAGGGGUGGAGGCGGUGCUGGGAGCAGGGCGUGACGCCGUGGGACCUGGGCCAGCCCACGCCGGCCGUCGUCAAGCUGGUGCAGUCCGGCACCCUCCCCGCCGGCGGCGCCACCGUGCUCGUCCCGGGAUGCGGCGGGGGGUACGACGCGGUGGCCCUGUCCGGCGGCGGGCGCUCCGUGGUGGGCCUCGACGUCUGCGACGCCGUCAUCCAGAGGGCCAGGCAGCGGUCGUCCGCGUCGGACGUGGCCUUCGUCAGCGCCGACUUCUUCACCUGGGCGGCGCCGGAGCCCUUCCAUCUCAUCUUGGACUACACAUUCUUCUGCGCCCUUGACCCGUCGGUGAGGCCGGCGUGGGCGGCGAGGAUGGAGGAGCUGCUGCGGCCGGACGGAGAGCUCAUCACCCUCAUGUACCUGCCCCAAGACCAGGACUCGGGGCCACCGUACAACACCACAGUGCUCGACUACGAGGAGGUGCUCAACCCCCUGGGCUUCGUCAUCGAGUCGAUCGAAGACAACGAUGUUGCAGUCGAGCCACGCAAGGGGCUGGAGAAGAUCGCAAGGUGGAAGAAGACGGCAGCUGGAGCCGAAACGUCCACAACAGACAAGCCCUCUGAUAAUCUAUAG
This is a messenger RNA of Triticum turgidum subsp. durum (durum wheat), 759 nucleotides long. NCBI's taxonomy places the organism in Eukaryota, Viridiplantae, Streptophyta, Magnoliopsida, Poales, Poaceae. The record is from the annotation of a GenBank genome assembly.